UCUUGUUUAUAUGGUAUAGGGGGACAUUUGACCUGAAAUCUCACCAGCACUAUGAGGACAUUUUGGUUUAUGAGGACAUUUUCAAUGUCCCCAUAAGUCGGGCACUGUAGAAGUACUUAUUUCAUUGUUAUUAACUAUGUCCUGCUUUUUUAACUCAUGUCCUAAUAUACCAUAAAGACCUGGUUUUGUUGUGUAUCACACACAGCCCAUACUCCCCCUAUGUCUGGUUGUUGGUAGUGCAGCUUGAUACGAUUUUUUUUCAUUGGCUCAUGGGUUGUAUGCAUGUCUGAUCACCGAUUGGCUACUGCUUCUGUCAAUAACGGGGACGAUCGUUGAUUCGCGGUUGCGGCUGUGAGUCACCGCAUUCUGGCGGCAAACUAUCAACUUUCUAUGUCGCGAGCCUAUAGCUAGUGAAACCCCGCCAAGUUAUGCUGAAGUUUAUUUUACCUCAGAAGACAUCACCUGAAAGAAACCGCGACGCGAAGAGGACUUUUCUAAUGGUUAUCUUCACUACUAAAUAGGUAAGUAAUUUUUCUAUUCACACAAUUGAUCAAAUGUAUUAUUUAGUUUACAAUUUUAUAGCUAAAAUAUAUAAAAUGUGCAGUUUAAACACAAACGUGAACAGGGUAGAGUAAUGACUGCUAUAGUACUUGUAGCUUGGUAAUUAUGUACUGUACUUCUCCUGUUCUGUUGUUCAAGCAGGCUAAUGGGUUAAUACUACUGAGAUUAAACUUGCGUUGAUGUUAUUGUUGGAGUGUCUCGCAGUUUUAUAGUCAGUCCUGAGUGUUUUUGUAGUCUGGCUAAUUUUUUUUUUUUUUGCAUGUGCUUAAAACAUUUGUUAAUAUCGUAUUUCUGUCCGAAACGUGAGUUAAUUGUUGUCGUCUGCUUGUUAGCGGUAAGUUAAGUAAUUGUUUCAAGCUAACGUUAGCGAAUGUAAUGAUGGACAUUCAAUGGGCUCUGAAGUGCCAGCAGUUUCUUCUCUCAAAAUGAUUUCGCUUUUAGUGUUGUUUAGAAACUGUAUAAAAAGCCAAUACAUGGCUUUGUGUUUGGCCGUGUUUGAGGAAUGACAAGUGUUCCUCUUGUCAUGAUCUGAUAAUUUGACUGAUGUAUCCCUCAUUCACCCAAAUAGGUGAGUAAUAGUAAUAUAAUAUGAAUAUAGUGUAUUGUCAAAACACUUGGCCGAUGUAUUUUGUAAUUUUAUUUAGGCAUAGUGGCUGGGUAAGUUUGACUCUGUGUUAAAUAGUGAAGGCCUUUUUAACACAUGUUAAAAAGGCAUUCAGGCGUUGUUGCUCAACUGCGGGGGUCCUGUGCGGUCUAAUAGUAAGAACAAGGGGAACGAGUGGCAAGUACAUUGAUAGGUCUACCUGUUGUGGCUGAGUAGCCCCAUACUAAAGCCACAAUUGAUAUUGAGUUGGAGAACUGUCUUUCAUCACUCAUAGUUCACUAUUACAGUUGGGUUCAAAUAACCCUGUAUGUUGGGUUGUGAUGUAAACGCAGCACAUUUGGUCAGAUGAUUGACUUGGUAUUUCAUAAGUGAAGAAAUAUUUAGACUUUGUAUUUCACAAGUGAAGAAAUAUUUAUACGGUUAGUAACUGAAUGUGGCUGCAUAUACAUGGGGUUGGAAUGACAACAACCAGGACAGUUGCUCUGGAGCUGAUUUAGAGACCCUUGUUAAGGUAUGUUAUGCAAUACAUAAGGUCUUUCACUUGUUUUGUGUUUUCACAAGCUUGUGCAGUUUUUGUUUGAAAGAAAUGCUAAUAGUUUCAUGAAUUUGUGAACAUCGGGUGCUCUCAAUGUCAGUACAUCAUGAGGGUUUAUCUUUUUGCUCGCUUUAAAUCUUGCAAUUUUUGUUUUAUACUAUUGUCUGAAAUUUAGAAAAAUAAAAGGUGUAACAUUUUUGUGAUGCCUGUCUCAUGACACAUUGCAUUAAAAUAUGACUAGUUUAUAUACUAGACCAGUUUCACACUUCUAGUGAUUACUAGUUUGGACUAUGAUUAGCUAAGUAAUGUUUUCUAUCUGGGCAGUAAGUUUGAGGUCCCAGGUCAACAUAUUGUUAAAAUUGUUUUGAAUUUGAAAGCUGGUGAUCAGAAGUAGAGAAAAAGAGAUGAACCUACCAUGGGAGACAUCAGAUCUUGGCAUUACUAAGGAUGAAAAUGUUACAUUUAAUGCUUCAAUUAGACUAGAAUUAAGUAAUUUCCAUUUAAUCUCCACAUUUCCCUUUCAAAUGGUUAUGUAUAUAGUAAAAAUAAUUUACUUUGUUUUGUUAAGAAAGGUAUUAUGAUUUUGAGGCUAAAAACUAUUAUGCAUCCAGUACAGUGUAGCGCAUGAGUUUAACAUGAUAUAAAUAAGCUAUAAAUCUAUUAUGAGAUUUGCUGUUUAAAGAGGAUAUUUUGUAUCCUUUUUUGCUUGUAUGAUACUGCUAGGAAUGUGAACUUAAGACAGAUUUACAUAGUUGAAUAUGUCUGAAUGCCUAUAAAUACGUCUAUAAGUCUGAAUGUCGGGGUUCUAAUAUAUUUAAUGCAGUGUAAGUUUAUGGACCUUAAGUUAACUAUUGCAAUCCCAAAGUAUUUGUGUUUAUGCAGGCAUUUCAGCAAAAGGAAAUAAAAUAAUACAUUUGAUACGUACAUUAAUAUAUUGUAGUAAUAGCAACUAUUAAAUUAAAUGUGGGAUAACUUAAGGAAGACUUACAUUAUCAUAACCCUUGACAAACAUUAGGUGAUCUAUCCAUGACACUGCAAUAUUGGUGAAUAGGUCUUUAAUAUCAGCGCUCGACAACAGAAAGCAUUGUUGUGGUAAUGAUCAUUUGCCUAUGGGUGUUAUUUUGAGGCACUGUUCAGGCAUUAAGUGACUUUGAAAGUCAUAUCAGUAGCUUCCCUAGGCCUGUUAAAUGCAUUAUCCACCCCUCAUAACGCAGCAAGUACAAUAACAUAUACGCGAGCAGAUUGGUGCUUUGCAUUAUGCAAUUAUGCAGCUAACCAGCAUCAUACAGUGACUAUGGUUAAAAUAUUUAGCGUCUACGUAUUCAUCUUUUUGGAGGUUAAUCCCGUUGAUUGAUAACAUGAAUACGUUUAUUCAAUAUGAAAUUAGGGCUCUCACGAUUCAAGUAACUCUGAUAAACCCAACUUGCAUUUUGCGGCAGCACGUCAUCAAUUCUGCAAGAUUAGAAUAGGAGGCAUGCAUACACUGAGGCACAGAAUUCUGACAGGAUCUUUUUACUUGAGCCAUACGAGUUUGCAACAUCUUCCGGUCAGAAUGGAGAGUGCUGUAACGUUAGCAAUUCUGGCUGACUGUCUAGUAUGGUGUGUUUUUUAUUUUUUUUUAUUUGUUAGCCAUGUGAGGUUGGGUAUUUUGUAAAUGUAGUUUAAACGGUGGCAGCCUAAGCAUUGUAUGUGAUGUUGAUUGGUCAUAUCUCUAAUAUUCUCUUGUUUAUAUGUUUUGAAUGUAUAUGUUUUUGAAUCCAUAAUUAAUGGUAGCAUUUGCUUUUCAUUGAUUAGGAACAUAUAAACAACAAUGAGCCUCAAAGAAAGGAGAGGAGGAAGGGGCAGAAAUCCUGAACAAGAUGCACUAUAUUAUAUUUCCAAUUCACUGGACAAAGUUGGUUUUCUAAAGAAGUUCAUUAACCCCUUCAAAGGUCAUGGAGUAUUCAGCAAUAGCUACUUUGGAAAAGGAGACUUCCUGCUGGAAUACAGAGGGGACUUUAUUACAUUUGAUGAGAGCAAAAGAAGAAGAAUACAAUACAGUGAUGCCCUUAAUGUUUUCAUGUUUGACCUAAGUUUCAAUGGGAAACUGUGGUGUAUUGAUGCAGCAAACACUGAAUCACUUGCCAGAUUUGUCAACGAUGACCAUAUCAAUCCGAACAGCAAAAUGAAAAGGCUAACAGUUGGAGGGAAGCCCCAUCUCUGUUUAUUUGCAACGUCCGACAUAAAACCUGGAGAGGAAAUUUCCUAUGAUUAUGGUGACUCGGACUGGCCGUGGCGAAAUAAGCAAAUCCAUGUCCAAGAAAUGUCCGUUACUACAGAGACCGAGAACACUGAAGAGCAAAUCCAUGUCCAAGAAAUGUCCGUUACUACAGAGACCGAGAACACUGAAGAGCAAAUCCAUGUCCAAGAAAUGUCCGUUACUACAGAGACCGAGAACACUGAAGAGCAAAUCCAUGUCCAAGAAAUGUCCGUUACUACAGAGACCGAGAACACUGAAGAGUGUCAGCAUAUUCUUGUACAUGCUGUUGCAUCCUCUUUGGACAAAUGCAAUGUCUGCAGUGGUGGCACAAUGUCAUCACUCAGGUGGUCUGGAAUGCAAUGUAAAGGGUGCUCUCUUGUAUGGCACAAAAGCUGUUUAUUAAAAGUGCAACCUCAUCUUUAUAGGGAAUGUGAAAGCGAGGACUAUUCGUCAGAAGAGCAAUAUGUACCCGACAGCCAAUCGGACUCUGAUCAAGACUCUGAUCGAGACUCUGAACGAGACUCUGAACGAGACUCCGAAGAGUUGAAUAGACUAUCCAAUACAUACAAAGUCAAGCCUAUAGUUCAAAGAAUCAUCCCAUCCAACUCCAACAUGGAAGUAGAGCAUCUCAAUUUGUCAUCCAGCUUAGGCGGGACAACAGAAGAGGAGAAUGUUUCCUCCACACCAUCUUUCACAAAGAAGAACUACUGUUUUGUCUGUAGGAAACCCCAAUCUAAGAUAUCUAGACAUUUUCAAAAACAUGAGAAACAAGAAGCUGAAAUUGCACUUGCUUUUUCACUCCCCAAAAACUCCAAACAACGAAAAAGUUUGCUGGACAAACUUAGAAAUAGAGGGAAUCAUAUGCACAAUGAGGAGGUCUGUAACAAGAAGAGUGGAGCACUGAAGGUCAAUAGAAGACCAAAGGUCAAACAGGCUAGUCAAAGUUACAUGCAUUGCCUCUACUGUAAAGGCAUGUUUGUCCGCAAAGAGCUCUGGAGGCAUGUACGCCGAUGCCCUUCAAAAACAAAGACAGCCACUGAAGCUACUGGAAGAAUGAAAGUAUUAGGGCUGGCCAGUCUAGUGGAUGCACCCUACAGUCAACAUAUUUCCCAAGAUGUUUGGAAGAUCUUAAGCAAAAUGAAUCAGGAUGAAGUGGCAUCUGUUGUGCGAAGUGACAUAUCAAUACUACAACUUGCACAGUCUUUAUAUAAUAAACACGGAAAAAACCCCAAAAGAUCUGAGUACAUACGGCAAAAGCUUCGGGAAAUGGGAAGACUUUUGUUGUAUCUGCGUGAAAAUUCAACAAUUUACAGCCUUGAAGAUGCCAUUAAGCCUGUGAAUUUUUAUAAAGUUGCCGAGGCAGUCAAAACAGUUGCUGGUUUCGAUGAAGAAACAUUUUCUUAUCAAACACCAAGCCUUUCUUUGAAACUUGGACACUCACUGGUUAAGAUAUCGGAUAUAAUACACUGUAGGGCCCUUAUGUCGGAAGAUAGCCCCCUGGAAAAAUCUACUGAGGCCUUUAAAGCACUAUAUACCGCUAAAUGGGCUGAACUUGUGUCAAGCACAGCACUCCGUACCCUAUAUAAGGCCAAAUUCAACAAACCAUCCACACUACCAUUCACAGAAGAUGUGGUACUUUUCAGCCAGCAUCUGGAGAAGACUAGAGAGCAAGCUUUUCUAUCCCUAACUAAUGAAUCAUCACUACAUGACUAUGUCAAACUGACCAAAGUAGCCCUUUCACAGCUAAUCGUCUUUAACAGACGGCGUGCUGGUGAGGUGUCUAACCUUCUUUUAAAAUCUUUCCAGGAUAGAGAUCAGAGUAGGCUGCAUUCAGAUGUUGCUGUGGGCCUAUCUAAAUUUGAGGAAAGUCUUUGCAAGACUUUUAGUAGAGUUGAAAUGGAAGGGAAAAGAGGGCGAAAAGUUGCAAUACUGCUUACUCCCAAAAUGGUUGAUACCUUAACACUUUUGGUUGGAAGAAGGGAAGAGUGUGGAGUUACAAAAGAUAAUCCUUACUUAUUUGCAAGACCCAAAUGUGAGAGCCCAUUUCGGGGAGACGACAGCAUCAGGUGUUUUGCAAGUGAAUGUGGUGCGAAGAACCCACAGCAUCUGCGGUCCACAGCAUUACGCAAACAUGUGGCUACACUGUCACAAAUCCUGAACUUAAAGAACAACGAGCUGGAUAACUUGGCCAACUUUUUAGGUCAUGACAUCAGAGUUCAUAGAGAGUUUUACAGACUUCCAGAAGCAACUACACAAAUGGCAAAAUUGUCAAAGCUCCUUUUGGCUAUGGAGAAAGGGUGCCUUCCAAAUCUGAAGGGAAAGUCGUUGGAUGACAUUGAAAUUGAAGACCUACUUGAUGUGAGUGACGAAGACGGUUCUACCACUGAGUCAGAUAAUGAAGAUUCUGCAGACAUAUCUGCUCCUGUGAUGAAAGCUUCACAGCGAAGCUGCAGGCGUAACCAGUGUACCAGAUUUUUGCAAUUUUAUUGGGCCGGGUCAACAUCCAUGUGGUGUACCAGACAAUCCCUCGCACCAUCCAGACUCCAAACGUGCCGAGGCAAAUGUUCAUCACAAUCGGAAGCAGCGACACGGCCAUCAAGCAGAACAAACUUCUCCAAAACUUGAUGUUUCCAAACCCAGAAAAAUCAUGAGAAGAAUAGCAUGGAACAAAACAGAAAUACAAGCUGUGAUGAAGCACUUUGGCAACCACAUCAUCCAAGGAAAAACAGCAACAAUGCUGGAGUGCAAACAAUGCAAAGAUGCAGAAGAACCUUUUCUAAAAAUGAGGUCCCCUCAAAACAUACGAGACUUUGUAAGAAACAAAGGACUGACAUUCAGAAGGCAAAAUGAAAAAGCGAUCAAUACACAAAUGUAAAGAUUAUCAUUCAGUACAUAAUUUGUUAAACAUUUUAUACGGUCAAAUCAAAAAAGCAACUUUUGUGACUAUAACACAUUGAAAAAGUAUGAUUAUAUAUCAGCAUCUCAAAAGACAAUGGGUUAUGCACUUGCUUUGGAAUCUGCUGUGUAGUGAAUUAAUGAGUGGCGAUAGACCCUAAUCUACAUUUGGUUACAGUAUAGCCUACAUUUAAAAUGUAUUAAAUUAUGAGGGGGAAAAAAAUCGAACUUGCUCGCAAUACCCCAUAAUAAAAACAAAACGGGUUUAAUUUUUUUUUGCACGUUUAUAAGAAACUGAAAUAUGACAGGGCUUGACGAUAAUUCAAUCAAUACUGUUAUCGUUUUUUAAAUAAUUAUAUUAUUGGGUUAUAUCGCCCACCCCUAAUAUGAAAUAUACACUAUUAUUCUCAUCCCUUAAUGGAAGAGGGGUGUGAGCCUAGGGUCUUUUUGGGUAUGACGCUACAAGCUUGGCACACCUGUAUUUGGGUAGUUUCUCCUAUUCUUCUCUGCUGAUCCUCUUAAGCUCUGUCAGGUUGGAUGCAAAACAAUGCUGCAUAGCCAUUUUCAGGUCUCCAGAGAUGUUCAAUCGGGUUCAAGUCCAGGUUCUGGCUGGGCCACUCAAGGACAUUCACUGACUUGUACCAAAGCCUCUCCUGCAUCGUCUUGGCUGUGUGCUUAGGGUCAUUGUCCUGUUGGAUUGUCAACCUUCUCCACAGUCUAAGAUUCUGUUCACUCUGGAACAGGUUUUCAUCCAGGAUCUCUCUGUACUUCUCUGUCUUUAUCUUUCCCUCAAUCCUGGCUAGUCUCCCAGUCCCUGCUGCUGAGAAACAUCCCCAUAACCUGUUGCUGCUCCAACCUUGUUUCACUGUAGGGAUGCAUUGGCCAGAUGUGCGGUGCCUGGUUUCCUGUAGUCUGCAUCAUUGAAGGUCUCGAAGAACAGUGGUCUCCAUCAUUCUAAAAUGUUUCCAUUUUGGAAAAAUUGAACUCCUUUGGGCUUAAUGUCAAGCGUCAUGUCUGCAGACAACCAGGCACUGGUCAUACGGCCAAUGCAUCCCUAUGGUGAAGCAAGGUGUUUUUCAGCAGUAGGGACAGAGUGACUAGUCCGGUUUAAGGGAAAGAUGAACAGAGAAAGGUACAGAGAGAUCCUGGAUGAAAACUUGCUCCAGAACGCUCAGGAUCUCAGACUCAGGUGAAGGUUGACCUUCCCACAAGACAACCACCCUAAGCACAUAGCCAAGACAACACAAGUGGCUAUGGGACCGGUCUGUGAAUGUACUUGAGUGGCUUAGCCAUAGGCCGGACUUGAACCCGAUCAAACAUCUAUAGAGAGACCUGAAAAUGGCUGUGCAGUGACAUUCCCCAUGCACCCUGACAGGGGUUAUGAGUAUCUACAGAGAAGAGUGAGUGAAACCCCAAAAAUACAGAUAUGCCAGGCUUGUAGGGUCACACACAAGAAAACUUGAGGCAGUAAUUGCUAUGAAAGUAAUUUUUUUAACACAUUUUUUAGAAUAAGGGUCUGAAUACUUUUAAAAUACUUUUCUACAAUAACCUUUAAUUGCUUAGCAUUUGUUUGCAUUAAUUUUAAAAUGAAAUGUUAUGACUAGUCUUUUUAACGGUGUGCUAUAAAUGUAGAUAUUUGUUACGUUUUAAAUUUAAUAAUUCAACUUUUUACCAAAAAAGUAGCCCAUGCACUUGCACAUUACAGACCAAAUGGUGGCACAUCCAUGUUCAAGGUGUGGCCUACGUUUUAAUUUAAUAGUUUUUAUGUCCACCUUGUUUUUGUUGAUCCAUUUUAAUUGUUAAGUUGUCGUUUGUUUUUGCAAAUGGGUUUCAUAAUUAUUCACCUAUUUGUUUGCUGAAAUUGUACUUGUCAAAUGUGGCAAUAUUCUUAAUAUUUAUAUAAUAUUCAUGCUUAAAAACCAACAAAUGAGUUACAAACUUGUGACUGAAAGAGUUGGCCAUAAUUCCUGUGAUUUGAGACCAGUAAACAACUACAGGAUGCAUUUGUUGUAGUCUUUAUACACUGCUUUGCUAAAGUAUCCAUAUCCCUCAAGUUUGAAGUGAUACCAUCCCUAAUAGGCUGUAAGCAGAUAAAAUAUUAGCGGCAUUAGAUGUGCAGAGCAGUUCUGUUUUGCAGAAGGAAAUAUUCACUACAGGUGGAUCAGUUUGUGAGCUGCAGCGGGCUGUCUCCACUCCUGAACCGAUGGUAGACAUUUGAUUGUUUGAUGUGUGUCAUCCUUGUAGCUAAUCAUCAGCAUUCUAGUUCUAUUCUUUGCAUGGUUAAGACGAGCUGAUUUCUGUAAUUAAAAUCAGACGCAUUAAGUUGAA
This is a messenger RNA of Esox lucius (northern pike), 9162 nucleotides long. Its product is annotated as histone-lysine N-methyltransferase, H3 lysine-36 specific-like. Gene Ontology annotation, molecular function: protein binding. The transcript is spliced from 13 exons. The record is from RefSeq and is a predicted model, not a curated record. Bases 3511 to 6564 code for a protein of 1017 amino acids. Lineage: Eukaryota; Metazoa; Chordata; Actinopteri; Esociformes; Esocidae.